GAUUGGCCUCCUGUACUCUCUACUCUGUCAAUUUCAGGUUCCUGUGGAUGGCGUCCCAGGCCUUGCUGGAGCUACAGCCUUCCAACCAAAGCCAGCAGGCGCCUCCCAACAUCACCUCCUGUGAGGGCGCCCCGGAAGCCUGGGAUCUGCUGUAUCGGGUGCUGCCAGGGUUUGUCAUCACUGUCUGUUUCUUUGGCCUCCUGGGGAACCUUUUAGUCCUGUCCUUCUUCCUUUUGCCUUGGCGACGGUGGUGGCGGCAGCGGCGGCAGCGCCUAACCAUAGCAGAGAUCUACCUGGCUAACUUGGCAGCUUCUGAUCUGGUGUUUGUGCUGGGCCUGCCCUUCUGGGCAGAGAACGUUGGGAACCGUUUCAACUGGCCCUUUGGAAGUGACCUCUGCCGGGUGGUCAGCGGGGUCAUCAAGGCCAACCUGUUCAUCAGCAUCUUCCUGGUGGUGGCCAUCAGUCAGGACCGCUACAGGUUGCUGGUAUACCCCAUGACCAGCUGGGGGUACCGGCGGCGACGGCGAGCCCAAGCAACCUGCCUGCUCAUCUGGGUAGCUGGGGGCCUCUUGAGCAUCCCCACGUUCUUUCUGCGCUCUGUCACAGUCGUCCCUGAUCUGAACAUCUCUGCCUGCAUUCUGCUUUUCCCCCACGAAGCUUGGCACUUUGCAAGGAUGGUGGAGUUGAACAUUUUGGGUUUUCUCCUCCCAUUGGCUGCCAUCCUCUACUUCAACUUUCACAUCCUAGCCUCCCUGAGAGGACAGAAGGAGGCCAGCCGGUGUGGGGGACCUAAGGGCAGCAAGACAACGGGGCUGAUCCUCACACUGGUGGCCUCCUUCCUGGUCUGCUGGGCCCCUUACCACUUCUUUGCCUUCCUGGAUUUCCUGGUCCAGGUGAGAGUGAUCCAGGACUGCUCCUGGAAGGAGCUCACGGACCUGGGCCUGCAGCUGGCCAACUUCUUUGCUUUUGUCAACAGCUGCCUGAACCCACUGAUUUAUGUCUUUGCAGGCCGGCUCUUUAAGACCAGGGUUCUGGGAACUUUAUAAAUGAUGCACCUCUUUAUAAAAUGCCUGUAUUUCCCAGUAGGAAAGAACUCUUCCAACUGUCCUGCUGGAAUUGAAACAGCAUCGAGCCAAGAAG
Molecule: messenger RNA, 1140 nt
Organism: Mus pahari (shrew mouse)
Lineage: Eukaryota; Metazoa; Chordata; Mammalia; Rodentia; Muridae
Gene: Bdkrb1
Product: bradykinin receptor B1
Exons: 1
Coding region: 48-1046 (332 amino acids)
Biological process (GO): neutrophil chemotaxis; inflammatory response; response to mechanical stimulus
Cellular component (GO): membrane
Molecular function (GO): bradykinin receptor activity
Source: RefSeq, a predicted model, not a curated record